CAUUUUAUCUCACAGCUAAGAGAGCUAACUGGGGAUUGGAAGUACAGGCAGCAAGCAUCUCAGGAAGAGAAACAGAGGGAAAGGCAUUCUGCAAACCAGAAUUAAGUGGUCCUGUGCCUCCUUGUCAUCCUCUUAAGGUCACCCAGCAGUGAGCACCCAAAAGAGUGUACCUGAAACAGAACUUAAAUUUUGGGCAGGCGUUUUUCUAGACAAGCUAUAGUUACGAGGUGCUUAAACAAACUUCAAAAUCAUGGCUGAAAAAGAGAGGUGAACAGGCUUUGAAUGUACUUGAAAUAUGAUUGUUGGUGAGCUUAUUUACAUCUCCUGGAAGAUUUGGACUUUUGGGUCAGUUUCAUUUAUACCACUUGGAAGAUUUGGGAUUUUCUAUUCGAUCUUGCCUUUUACAUGUGCUGCCCAAGAUCCCGUCAAUGUCGGAUGGAGAUUAGGAAGGCAAGGGAGCCAAGUAAUAAACGGGUCAGGCCUCUUUCUAGAGUGACGUCACUAGCAAGUUUAAUUCCUCCUGUCCGAGCAACUCCUUUGAAGCGAUUUGGUCAGACCCUUCAGCGCUCCAUCAGUUUCCGGAGUGACAGUCGUCCUGAUCUGCUUGCUUCACGUCCCUGGACUAGAAAUGUACCCCCUGCUAGCACCAAGCGAAGAGACAGCAAACUGUGGAGUGAGACCUUUGAUGUCUGUGUCAAUCAGAUGCUCACAUCCAAAGAAAUCAAGCGCCAAGAGGCUAUUUUUGAACUUUCACAAGGAGAAGAAGAUUUGAUAGAAGACUUGAAAUUAGCAAAGAAGGCUUACCAUGACCCAAUGCUUAAGCUCUCCAUAAUGUCAGAACAAGAGCUGAACCAAAUUUUUGGAACACUGGAUUCUUUAAUUCCUCUACAUGAAGAUCUUCUUAGAAGACUGAAAGAAGUUAGGAAGGCUGAUGGAUCUACAGAUUCAGUUGGUCAUAUCCUUGUGAGCUGGCUACCUUGCCUGAAUUCCUAUGAUAGCUAUUGCAGCAACCAAGUAGCUGCUAAAGCAUUGCUGGAUCAUAAAAAACAGGACCAUCGAGUACAUGAUUUCCUACAACGUUGUCUAGAGUCACCUUUCAGUCGCAAACUGGACCUCUGGAACUUCCUUGACAUCCCAAGAAGCCGUCUGGUGAAAUACCCAUUGCUACUAAGAGAGAUUCUGAGACACACACCAAAUGAUCAUCCAGACCACCAGCACCUUGAAGAAGCUAUUAAUAUUGUCCAAGGCAUAGUGGCAGAAAUCAACAAGAAGACAGGUGAAUCUGAAUGUCAGUAUUAUAAAGAGAGGCUAAUAUAUCUUGAUGAAGGCCAAAAGGAUUCCCUGAUAGAUGAGUCACGUGUUGUAUGUUGUCACGGUGAACUAAAGAACAACAGAGGAGUGAAAUUGCAUGUCUUUCUCUUCCAAGAAGUGCUAGUAAUUACUCGAACAGUUACACAUAAUGAACAACUCUGCUACCAAUUGUAUCGUCAACCCAUCCCUGUGAAGGAUCUUGUUUUGGAGGACUUGCAAGAUGGAGAGGUGCGAUUAGGUGGAUCCAUACGUGGUGCAUUUAGCAACAAUGAGAGAAUCAAAAAUUUUUUCAGAGUCAAUUUCAAAAAUGGAUCUCAGAGCCAGUCCCAUUCAUUACAAGCAAAUGACACCUUCAACAAACAGCAGUGGCUCAACUGUAUCCGUCAAGCCAAAGAAUCUGUCUUGUGCACAUCAGGAGAGGGUGGACUAUCCGAUUCUGAGGGACGUUUAUUAACAUCCUCAAGCAGGAACAGAAUAUCACGGCAAGAAUCAAAACUUGAGCAAAUGGACCAGUCAGACAGUGGGUCUGACUGUAGUAUGGACACCAGCGAAAUCAGCAUUGACUGUGACCACAUGGAACAGACAGACUCUUGGGAGAAGGACCAAGAUCUAGAAAGCAAUGUCUGACAAAAACUUCAUAGAGGUCUUCUAUGUUUUACCUGUACAGUAUCAGCAUUCCAUAUAUGGAGCAAGAAGCACUUUUUAAUAUUUUUGUGACAAUGUCAACUCAGCCACUAUUAUAUUUGUACCUUGUGACCACAGUACUGUAAAUGCCAGUGUGCGUAAUUUGGAAUGUAUGGCAACUAUAAUCCUGUGAUAUUCUAUAAAUGUCUCAGUGGCUGAGAGAGGUACUUGACCAAUUACUUAAAAUGUCCUGCUGGUAGAUAUAUUCUCUAUACUACUGUUUUUAUGCAUAUUAUACAAUGGAUGUCUCUGUUCAUAAAGUGCCCAGUUUUGACCUCUCACAUAGCAGCUGAAUGCAAGGCAUCUCUAAAGGUUGUCAAAGUCUGAAAUGUGUUUCAGAAAGCUCGAAAGGCUAAAAUUAAAUGGUUCAUUACCUUGUGACUUGACAUACACCAUCAGGUGACUACUUGCAAGUGUGCAUGAGCUAUUACAGAGUGGACUUGCACAUCACCUCGGACAUGUUUUCAGUAGAAUCUGUUCACAAAGCACUGAGAAAUCAAGCAACGUACAAGUAUUUGGGAACCAGACCUACAGGGUAAGCUAACAGCUCAGCAGCAAUCCUAAAAUGCAGAAUGAUUCUUAGGUUUUUAGGAAGAAAUGCAUCUAACAGUUAAAUUAUGGCUAUUGCAGUAUGUGUAUCCCCUUAGUACCCAGAUGCAAACUAAACAAUCUGAAAGGAGAUGGUGCUACCGCUGCUGAAUUUUCUUGCAGAUAAAUAGGUCAUAGUGAAUUUUCUAACUCAUUUGUAAUAAGACCUCUGAAAACCUCCAGGAAAAAAGUAAACCUGAUACACCCCAAUGACUAAGGACUUUAUCACACAGGGAAAAUUGGGGUGGGUGGGGGUUAAACAGUGGAAAUUGUGUGAAAAUCAUGCACUCACGAUGAACAUUUUCAUAUGACGUCUUGAUUAAAGUGCCAUUAUCCCAGUAAUAAACAGGCAAUAAACAGCAACAAAUCAUUCACAGGAAAAUCCCGUGAAUGAUUUGUUGCUGUUUAUUGCCUGUUUAUUCCUGGGAUAAUGGCUCUUUAAUUGCGAUGUGUGUGAAAAUAUUAAUUGCAAUAAUGUGAUUUCCACAUGAUUUUCACUGUUUAAACCUGCAAUUUUCUGUGCGAUUAAGUCCUUAGUUAAAACUGGUAGUUUUGUUUUCAUGCAGCCAUGCCCGAGUGCGCAGCCAGGAGUUGUGUAUGAAAUGGUGAUCUCUAAUAUCCAUAAUAAUGUUUUGCAUUUACAUUUCAAUAUUUCAGUAUUUUAGCUGCAUCUAUUGUCAUUCAGAGUUUCGGACAUUAUUCAUGGAAUUAAAUUAAACUCUUCCUUCUUCCCUUAUUCCCAGUUGCUCAGACCACAACAACCACUGCUAUGUUAUUGGGCACUAUUACUGACCUCCUCCACAGCAAAUCUAUUGGGUGCCCUCUCAAGAACCAGGAUUCAGAACAAAGGCCAGGCAGUUUCUGCGUUAUUUGAGAUGCUUAUGAAAAACUGAAAAAUGGGAUCACACCAGAUAUGCUCACAAAAUUAUCAUUUAUUCACGGUUCAGAGAAGUCACCUUCGACAAUUUGCAAGGUUAACUAUUAAGAUUUUAAGAGGGUUAAUUUAUUAUGAUUAAAAUAAAAAAAUGAUUAUUUGCAAAUUGUAUUUAAAGCUCUGGUUCACAUUCAUUUUUUCUAAGAAGACAUCCAAAGAAAUUUUGCCUUAUUGAGAAACCUGUUUGCUUCCCGAGACAACUGUCUGUGUAUCCACUGGUACUGCAACUCUGGCAACUCCGUUACAUCUCAAAAAGUGUUAGGCUUAUUCUUUUAUGAUACUUGGAGGACAUCUCUGGUUAGCUCUGCACCCUUGAAGUUGGGGAAAUGCCAAUCAAAUUAGUAGUUUGGGGUCAAACUUUUAAAUGAAAGUUUGAAAAAUACUGAAAUGUUUAAUUUGAUCUACUUCUUGCUCAUGCGACUCUAACGUACAGUUUAGUGCACUGAAAGGAUCUUUUCUACUAUUACUACUUACUUUCCAUGCCAUAUAAGAUUCCAACCUCAGUGCAAGCAGUACUAUUCAUAAAAUAUUGCCAAAAUGUGUAUUUCAAAUAUUUUACAUGUUUACUGAAAAAUUAGGGAAAUAAAAUAAAGUAUCAACAUUCCUUUGUACAUGUUUUGCUGGAUGUUAGAGGAGUCAUUGUGUUGCAGUCAUUAUGUUGAGAGAAUCAAUAUAACAUAGGUUAUUUUACUUCUAUUUUUAUAAAGUUCUUAAGCUAUUUUUCCUCUUUAGAACAUAUUACUGUAUGUACAGAAUUUAAAUGGGAUAAUUGUUUUGUAUUUCAGUCUUGUAAUUUAUUUAAAUUGCUUCAUUUUGGAAGUUGAAUAUUAAGAACAAGAUAAAUAUGGCUUAGCAUCCACUUUGGAUCAGUAGAACUAUUUACAAAAGGCAAUAGAAGGUAUAUGAGGCCGCAUUCCUGUACACACUUACCUGUGCAUAAUUCCCACUGAUUACAGCGUUGCUUGUUUUCAGUAAAAAUUCACAAGGCUCCACAAUAAGGAUGUAAUCAGUUCAAAAGACAACAACUUGCCAAAAUGUUGGGGGAAUGGUUGUCUUCAUUUAUUAAAAAGUAAUGUAUGUACUGAAUUCAUCUUUUUGGCAUACUGCCUUACGCUUUUCUCAAGGUAUUUCAAUAAAUUACACUAAAGUGUUUUUUUUUUGUUUUUUUAAAAAAUGGCUUACUAUGUAAAAGUAGAGCCUUCAGAACUCCUAAUGGUUUCUGACAAAUCCUACAUUUUAUAGAAGUUAAAUCGUAUUAUUCUGGAUUAUAUAUAUAUAAUUCUCCAGACUUGAC
This is a messenger RNA of Sceloporus undulatus (fence lizard), 4811 nucleotides long. It is a transcript of the gene ARHGEF3, whose product is annotated as Rho guanine nucleotide exchange factor 3. The transcript has 12 exons. Bases 406 to 1938 code for a protein of 510 amino acids. Lineage: Eukaryota; Metazoa; Chordata; Lepidosauria; Squamata; Phrynosomatidae. The record is from RefSeq and is a predicted model, not a curated record. Gene Ontology annotation, molecular function: guanyl-nucleotide exchange factor activity. Gene Ontology annotation, biological process: positive regulation of Rho protein signal transduction; intracellular signal transduction.